AUGAUCAUGGGUUAUAACUAUAGUUGCCUAUAUCGUUAUACCACCACCCCUGUCCUGGUGGAUGACGCCUCGGCCGAGAAUAUAACCAUGACAGAUGGCCACUCUCGGUCCACCCAGGUCCUCUGCUUGAAGGGCAUCCGAAAUUUUCAGCUUCCGAGGACCGGGGCGGGGACACUUGGGCAGGGUUCGGCGGACCGGCCGGCCCUGAACGACCAGCUGAUGUCUUAG
Messenger RNA from Penicillium lagena, 228 nucleotides. RefSeq lists its product as uncharacterized. The coding region runs from base 1 to 228 and encodes 75 amino acids. The record is from RefSeq and is a predicted model, not a curated record. NCBI's taxonomy places the organism in Eukaryota, Fungi, Ascomycota, Eurotiomycetes, Eurotiales, Aspergillaceae. The transcript has a single exon.